CGACCCGGAGCGAAGGUCUCGCGAGGUUUGGGCGCUGCGGCGGCAGGAGGAGGACGGGGAAGGACGGAGCCGAGCCACGGCUGCCUCCCUCGCCCACUCCCUCGCGCACUCGCCCGCCCCCUCCCUCCCUCCCCUCCCUUCCCCAGCCCCGGCUCUGGCCCUGGCCCAUUCGCUGUUGGGUCUUCCGCUAGGGAGGAUGUCGGGCUCGUUGCUGCCCAGCGCCCUGGCCCUCUCGCUGUUGCUGGUCUCUGGCUCCCUCCUCCCAGGGCCAGGCGCCGCUCAGAACGCUGGGUUUGUCAAGUCGCCCAUGUCAGAAACUAAGCUCACGGGGGACGCCUUUGAGCUGUACUGUGACGUGGUCGGGAGUCCCACGCCAGAGAUCCAGUGGUGGUACGCAGAAGUCAACCGGGCAGAGUCUUUCAGACAGCUGUGGGACGGUGCUCGGAAGCGCCGUGUCACCGUAAACACCGCCUACGGGUCAAACGGCGUGAGUGUGCUGAGAAUAACCCGGCUCACCUUGGAGGACUCUGGGACUUACGAGUGCAGGGCCAGCAACGACCCCAAGAGGAAUGACUUGAGGCAAAACCCCUCCAUAACAUGGAUUCGAGCCCAGGCCACCAUAAGCGUCCUUCAGAAGCCAAGGAUUGUCACCAGUGAAGAGGUCAUUAUUCGAGACAGCCCUGUUCUCCCUGUCACCCUGCAGUGUAACCUCACCUCCAGCUCUCACAUCCUUACAUACAGCUACUGGACAAAGAAUGGGGUAGAACUGAGUGCCACUCGUAAGAAUGCCAGCAACAUGGAGUACAGGAUCAAUAAGCCGAGAGCUGAGGAUUCAGGCGAAUACCACUGCGUAUAUCACUUUGCCAGCGCUCCUAAAGCAAAUGCCACCAUUGAAGUGAAAGCUGCUCCUGACAUCACUGGCCAUAAACGGAGCGAGAACAAGAAUGAAGGGCAGGAUGCCACGAUGUAUUGCAAGUCAGUUGGCUACCCCCAUCCAGACUGGAUAUGGCGCAAGAAGGAGAACGGGAUGCCCAUGGACAUUGUCAAUACCUCCGGCCGCUUCUUCAUCAUCAACAAGGAAAAUUACACUGAGUUGAACAUUGUGAACCUGCAGAUCACAGAAGACCCUGGCGAAUAUGAAUGUAACGCCACCAACGCCAUUGGCUCUGCCUCUGUUGUCACUGUCCUCAGGGUGCGGAGCCACCUGGCCCCACUCUGGCCUUUUUUGGGAAUUCUGGCUGAAAUUAUCAUCCUUGUGGUGAUCAUUGUUGUGUAUGAGAAGAGGAAGAGGCCAGAUGAGGUUCCUGACGAUCAUCAGGCAGAUUGAGCUUGAGGAGAAUCCAAGUCAAGCCUAGAAGCCACCCCAAGAUCGCAGGCCACCUGGCCUUUCAGGCAGAUUUAAGGUACCUAACUGGUUGUCACAUGGUUGCCUGGUGUAGCCCCUGUAGGUAACUGCCCAGCCCAGUUAGACUGUUCUCAGAAAAGCCAUUGGAACAAGCCAGCUUUUGGUUCCCUUGGUUGGUCCCUUUGAUAGGUUUUCAAGGCUUUCUACUGGGUGGCUUUUCCGUCUAUGUCUCACAGACAAAGAGUGAUGGAGAGAGUCUGAUGUAUCCACCCACGUGGCGUAAGACGGAGGUACCAAAGGUGGAGCAAAUGGAGUCCAUGCCCCAAGGCUGUGCCGUCAAGCCGGCCUAGGGUCAGAGAAGGGAGGAGAUGGUAGCAGCAGAACCACAGCAAACCAUGAAGCACUGGAAAGAGCAGGAGCUGAAAUCUUAGAUUAUCGGAUGCACCUUGAGUCAGAAAAGCCUCGGGAAAUUUUUGGUGUUAGAUUUUUGUCUUUCACCCUGUGAAGGGGAAGCUGCUGAAGGAGACUUGUAUCCGCAGUACUUCAGGCUCCCAGCUGGCUCCCUAUCCCCAUCCUAUAACAUGACCAGCAUAAAGAAAGUCAUUGGCCAACCGUUAACACCACCAGUCUGUCCCUGGCUAGCCUAGACAGAUGGGUGUGCCCCUGGCUCGGUAGCAGCCACCCCGGGGUGACGUUGGGGUUGCCAGCUGUAGUCUAGCUAUUCUAGGGCCUGUGUUUGUGCACCUGUGGUGCUGUAUCCUGUCCCACAGAGCUGGCUGUCCAGUGGAGAAUACAAAGUGACGUCUGGUGCUCCCUCAGAAAGUGUGUGGACCCAGAGGCAUGCCAGUGGCUUUAGACUCUCUGGGAGGACAUGUUUGAGAGCUAUAGCCCCUUCCCCAUCUUUUCCUUUCUUCUGAGCAGUUCUGAAUCUCUCUGCCUGCAGUAAGUAGUGAAUGGCUGGUGAGGAGGUUUGUUGAUGACACGAUGUCUGGUGACUCUGUACACUUAGCAGUGAGCUGGGCAGAGUUGUGGGUGGGACGUUGGCUGGGAGCAGACGGCCUCUAUAAUUGAGUCUCUAGUUUCCUGCACCCUGGGAGUGCCCUAGGAGUCUUACUUUCCUACUCUGUGAAGUGAACCUGCUUUUUUUGGGGGGAUUUCAUGUAUUCCUAAUGCUGUUUUUCUCCAGACAUUUCCCUCUCCUGCCACAUAUUAGGACUCCCAAGGCAAGAGUACACCUUUACUUAGAGCUGGGAGUAAAGGGAAAGAGUUGCCUUUCGUGUGUUUCCAGUUUUGGCUCUGUAGGAUCAGUUAUGCCUUCUUCCUGAAAACAGGGCCUUUUUAUCCGCCCAGAAUGCUUUUGCUUUGCCAAAACUACCUUCCUCAGCCUGCCCUUUGGAAAGGUUGAGAAGCUAAAAAGUCAGGUAAGAGGAGGCAAAGAUGGGCAUCAGAACCUGAUUUUUAAAUGUUAAGGCAAGGCUGGCUGCCACUGGUGAGAGUGACGCAGUGGCCUAGUGUGUUCUCGGAAAAGGUCCAGUCUUUGCCCUAAGAAACCACUGUGCUUAUGAAGUUGCUGUCGCAGUGCAUGUGGCAGGUUAGAUUUGAGAAAUGGUUAGUAUUGUUCUGUUGGACAAGUGCAGACACCUGCCCAGGGAAGCAGCUCUCUUUUUUUAAAAAGAGUUCCUUGGUUACUGAAUUCAAAUGGGGGACUAGUUUGUUAUAGGAGACAUCUGUGGCCAGCAAAUCUGAACAGCUUCCUAGAGGGAAAAUACCUCUUUUAAACUAAGUUAUUAUAGACAGUGAAUGAAUCCUACCUGUCAAAGAGAUGAUGGCAGGGUAAGUGCAAGGUAAAACCCCCUUGCUCCUGUCUCUUGGGAGAAUAUUGUAAUGAAAGCAGCGUUGACUUGGUUGUUGUUGAAUUGGGGUGAAAAAUCUGAGAUGCUGGAGUGAUCGCAAUGUUUGCCUUCUCUCCUUCCCUUCCUGACAGCCAGGGUGGGCCAGGCUCCACUCUCCAUCCUCACACCCUUCCCUUGCCCCAACAUUUCCAUUCUUUCUUUCUCCUCUGUCUUUUUCUCUCAAACUCCUCCCUGCUUCCACCCCUCCCUGCCUUUCUUCUCCUUUCCUGGAAGUAACCAUUAAACAAAAGAAAAAGUUGAUAGUUCUUUGGUGAGUUUUCCUUCUUCUCUGCCUUUUCCUUCUUUAGCCAGUUCCGCUCAACUCCUGUGCAGUUCUUAGGAAGGACAAACUCACCUGUCUGCUUUCUUCCCAUGUGCUCCUCCUCAUAUUUUCAUGUGAUAUAUACAAACACCCCUUUUUGGAAUAAACAAGAAGGUACAUUAUAUCUGACACAAACUUGGGAGUGUUAGAGGUGAGAAGUGUUUACCUAUCAGAUAACCAUCUGUGGCUCUGUAUUGGAUUUUUUAUGCCAUUAGGAAAAUGGGAAUUUUUUUAAUAGGCCUGGCAUACUUUCUCUCUGCCAAAUAGGCACUUUAUUAUCAGGAUACACCUAUGGUUCAUUUCAGACUCACUGAACUUUUUUGGGGGCCAUUUUUAGUGGUUCUGAUAUAUCCAAGCUCUUUUAGAUACUUAAGAAUGAAGAGCUGUUCUAGCCAGGUGCAGUGGCUCACGCCUGUAAUUCCAGCACUUUGGGAGGCCGAGGCGGG
Sapajus apella (tufted capuchin) is the source of this 4005-nucleotide messenger RNA. RefSeq names its product neuroplastin (gene NPTN). NCBI's taxonomy places the organism in Eukaryota, Metazoa, Chordata, Mammalia, Primates, Cebidae. The transcript is spliced from 7 exons. The record is from RefSeq and is a predicted model, not a curated record. Bases 197 to 1327 code for a protein of 376 amino acids.